AUGGGCCGUUGGCAGUCUGGCAAAGCGAUCUACGCUCGUAUGUUCAGUUGGCUUAUCAAACGCGUGAAUCGAACGCUUGCUGCGAGCCUCGACGAGUCGGCGCAUUACAUUGGAGUGCUUGAUAUAGCCGGUUUCGAAAUUUUUGAUUUUGAUUUCAGAGCAACUCAUUCGAACAGCUUUGGAUCAACUUUGUCAACGAGAAACUUGCAACAAUUCUUCAAUCAUCAUAUGUUCGUUCUGGAACAGGAAGAGUAUUCCCGUGAAGGGAUUCAAUGGCAGUUCAUCGAUUUUGGACUCGACUUGCAAGCCUGUAUUGAUUUGAUCGAAAAGCCUCUCGGUAUCAUCUCUAUGCUCGACGAAGAAUGUAUUGUUCCAAAAGCAAAUGAUAUGACAUAUGUUGACAAACUGACUAAUCAACAUCUUGGCAAGCAUCCAAACUUCCAGAAGGCGAAACCACCAAAGGGAAACCAAGCACCAGCUCAUUUUGCUGUCGUUCAUUAUGCAGGUACCGUUCGAUACAACGCUGAUCAGUGGCUGGAGAAGAACAAGGACCCACUGAAUGAUUCAGCGGUAGCCGUUCUAAAGACGAGCGACAAAACCCGUCUGAUCUAUCAAAUCUGGGAGGACUACAUGACGGAUGUGGACAGAGAAGAAUUCGCUGCACGAGGUGGGCAAGACUCAAGACCGCAAGAAAGGCAAAUCAGCUUCUUUCCUUACUGUAUCAACGAUGUACAGGGAGUCACUUGCCAGUCUCAUGUCUAUGCUUCACAAAACACAUCCGCAUUUCAUCAGCUGACCUGCAACGGCGUACUGGAAGGUAUUCGAAUCUGCCGUAAAGGUUUCCCUAACCGUAUGACGUUUGGCGACUUCCGUUUCCGAUAUGCUAUUUUGGCUGCUGAUGAGGCAUCUGGGAACGAUGUUGCGGAGGUAAAACCAUACUCAACCUAA
Messenger RNA from Cooperia oncophora, 948 nucleotides. The record is from the annotation of a GenBank genome assembly. NCBI's taxonomy places the organism in Eukaryota, Metazoa, Nematoda, Chromadorea, Rhabditida, Trichostrongylidae.